This is a messenger RNA of Rhipicephalus sanguineus (brown dog tick), 450 nucleotides long. RefSeq lists its product as uncharacterized. The coding region runs from base 16 to 396 and encodes 126 amino acids. Lineage: Eukaryota; Metazoa; Arthropoda; Arachnida; Ixodida; Ixodidae. The transcript is spliced from 3 exons. The record is from RefSeq and is a predicted model, not a curated record.
AAACCGACUAUAAAUAUGGAAGCGUCUUACCAUAGAGACAAAGGACUCUGCUUCCUGUCUCGCAACUGCGUCCAUCUGUCUGACCGCCUCCAUCAGCUCACUGAAAUGACUCGUGAAGUUCUCGGCGUUGUCGUCGUGCUGGCGGUCAUCUCCUUGGUUGCUGCUCAGUGGCAAGUGAGGCCCAUCGUGUCCGCAGCAGGCAACGGCCCUCGCGACUUCGGUGCCAACGUCGACGUUCGUGCUGAGGGUGUGAUCCACAAGUUCCCUGGUGGCGGCAAGAUUAUCGCCAGCGCCGAGGCUUCCAAGAGCUUCGGUCGUGCCGGUGGUCAUGGCUGGAAUGGGCCUCCACAGGGACAGGUCGGCAUCCGCGCCGAGCUGCCCAUUGGAAGGAAGUAGACACUCAAGACCGGCGUAGAUUUAUGGCCAAAACCAAUAAAUAAGGAGAUGCCU